AUGGCGGAGGUGGGGGAGAUCAUCGAAGGCUGCCGCCUGCCGGUGCUGCGGCGGAACCAGGACAACGAGGAUGAGUGGCCCCUGGCCGAGAUCCUGAGCGUGAAGGACAUCAGUGGCAGGAAGCUUUUCUACGUUCAUUACAUUGACUUCAACAAACGCCUGGAUGAAUGGGUGACCCACGAGCGGCUGGACCUGAAGAAGAUUCAGUUCCCUAAGAAAGAGGCCAAGACCCCCACCAAGAACGGGCUCCCUGGGUCCCGCCCUGGCUCUCCCGAGAGAGAGGUGAAACGAAAGGUGGAGGUGGUUUCACCAGCAACUCCAGUGCCCAGUGAGACAGCCCCAGCCUCAGUUUUUCCCCAGAAUGGAGCAGCCCGCAGGGCGGUGGCAGCUCAGCCAGGACGGAAGCGAAAAUCCAAUUGCUUGGGCACUGAUGAGGACUCCCAGGACAGCUCAGAUGGAAUUCCAUCAGCUCCGCGCAUGACGGGGAGCCUGGUGUCCGACCGGAGCCACGACGACAUCGUCACCCGGAUGAAGAACAUCGAGUGCAUCGAGCUGGGCCGCCACCGCCUCAAGCCGUGGUACUUCUCCCCGUACCCACAGGAGCUAACCACACUACCAGUCCUCUAUCUCUGCGAGUUCUGCCUCAAGUAUGGCCGAAGCCUCAAGUGUCUGCAGCGUCACUUGACCAAGUGUGACCUGCGCCAUCCCCCAGGCAACGAGAUUUACCGCAAAGGCACCAUCUCCUUCUUUGAGAUCGAUGGACGCAAGAAUAAGAGUUACUCCCAGAACCUGUGUCUUCUGGCCAAGUGUUUCCUCGACCACAAGACCUUGUACUACGACACGGACCCUUUCCUCUUCUACGUCAUGACGGAGUACGACUGCAAGGGCUUCCACAUCGUGGGCUACUUCUCCAAGGAGAAGGAGUCGACCGAAGACUACAACGUGGCCUGCAUCCUGACCCUGCCUCCCUACCAGCGCCGGGGCUACGGCAAGCUGCUCAUCGAAUUCAGUUAUGAGCUCUCCAAAGUGGAAGGGAAAACGGGGACCCCUGAGAAGCCCCUCUCGGACCUUGGCCUCCUGUCCUACCGAAGCUACUGGUCCCAGACCAUCCUGGAGAUCCUGAUGGGACUGAAGUCUGAGAGCGGGGAGAGGCCACAGAUUACCAUCAAUGAGAUCAGCGAGAUCACCAGCAUCAAGAAGGAGGACGUCAUCUCCACCCUCCAGUACCUCAACCUCAUCAACUACUACAAGGGCCAGUACAUCCUCACGCUGUCGGAGGACAUCGUGGAUGGGCACGAGCGGGCCAUGCUCAAGCGACUCCUCCGCAUCGACUCCAAGUGUCUGCACUUCACUCCCAAGGACUGGAGCAAGCGGGGGAAGUGGUGA
Molecule: messenger RNA, 1386 nt
Organism: Pipistrellus nathusii (Nathusius's pipistrelle)
Lineage: Eukaryota; Metazoa; Chordata; Mammalia; Chiroptera; Vespertilionidae
Source: the annotation of a GenBank genome assembly